AUGACAUCAGGAUGGUCCUACUGGGUCCUCCCGCUGCUCCUGCUUGCCCCGGCCCACGCCGGGGGGCCUGGCCCUGUCCUCAUCAACCGCCCCUUCGUCACCAUCUGGAACAUCCCCACUGAGCGCUGCGCCGAGAAGUACAACGUCACCCUCAACCUGGAGGUCUUUGACAUGUUGGCCAACAACCAGCAGUCCUUCAAGGGGCAGGACAUCUCCCUCUUCUACAGCGAAGACUUGGGACUUCUCCCCUACUACACAGAUGAGGGGGUGCCAGUGAAUGGGGGGCUCCCCCAAAAUGCCAGCCUGUGGACCCACCUCCUCCGGGCCAUCCAGGACAUCAAGGUUAACCUGCCCAGCCCUGCCUAUGGUGGGCUGGCUGUCAUUGACUGGGAGAAGUGGCGCCCGCUGUGGAUCCGUAACUGGGACUCCAUGGACAUCUACCAUCAGAAGUCAGAGGAGCUGGUGCAGCAGAAGCACCCGCGGUGGCCUCCUGAGAAGGUGAAGGAGAAAGCCAAGGAGCAGUUUGAGCAGAGUGCCCGUGCCUUCAUGGAACGGACCCUGCAGCUGGGCAAGACCCUCCGUCCUGAUGGCUACUGGGGUUUCUAUGGCUUCCCCAGCUGCUACAACAAUGACUUUGACAGUCUGCCCUACACUGGGAUGUGCCCGGUGGUGGAGCACCAGAGGAACAAGGAGCUGUGGUGGCUCUGGCAGAACAGCCAGGCACUCUACCCCAGCAUCUACCUGCCCCCUGCCUUGAAUGGCACCAGCAAGGUGCUCGCCUACGUCCGGCACCGCGUGGCUGAGGCUUUUGCUGUCCUCAACAGCAGUGUCCCCGUCCUGCCCUACUCCCAGAUUGCCUUCGAUUGCACCGUUGACUUCCUCUCCCAGGAGGACCUGAUGAACACCAUCGGGGAGAGCGCAGCUCAGGGUGCUGCUGGCAUUGUCCUCUGGGGCAGCCUCAACUACAGCACCUCCAAGGAGAUGUGCCUGAGGCUGAAGAACUACGUGGAGGGGCCCCUGGGCCACUACAUUGUCAAUGUGACAGCCAGCGCCGAGCUGUGCAGCUGGAGCCUGUGCUUGGGCCAGGGCCGCUGCGUGCGCCGGGAGGACAAGCAGGGCUUCCUCCACCUGGAUCCCUCCCGCUUCGCCAUCAACCUGAGAGCUGGCAAGCCCUGGCUGGUGGCACAGAGCCUGGAGACUGGUGAUGAUGUCUCCUGGCUGGCCAAGGAGUUCCGCUGCCAGUGCUAUGGCAAGUGGCAGGGACCCCACUGCAACAGGUGGGGCUUUUCUGAGUGA
Messenger RNA from Chaetura pelagica (chimney swift), 1296 nucleotides. It is a transcript of the gene HYAL1, whose product is annotated as hyaluronoglucosaminidase 1. Gene Ontology annotation, molecular function: hyalurononglucosaminidase activity. The record is from RefSeq and is a predicted model, not a curated record. The coding region runs from base 1 to 1296 and encodes 431 amino acids. Gene Ontology annotation, biological process: hyaluronan catabolic process; carbohydrate metabolic process. The transcript has 3 exons. Lineage: Eukaryota; Metazoa; Chordata; Aves; Apodiformes; Apodidae.